Drosophila busckii is the source of this 525-nucleotide messenger RNA. RefSeq names its product rutC family protein UK114 (gene UK114). The record is from RefSeq and is a predicted model, not a curated record. Gene Ontology annotation, molecular function: deaminase activity. The transcript has 3 exons. NCBI's taxonomy places the organism in Eukaryota, Metazoa, Arthropoda, Insecta, Diptera, Drosophilidae. The coding region runs from base 59 to 472 and encodes 137 amino acids. Gene Ontology annotation, cellular component: cytosol.
GCCAACAGCACUUGAAAUUCAUAAACAAUUUAUAAAUUGCAUAAACACAACUUGAAUAAUGGCAACUAUUGUGCGUAAACUGAUCAGCACUGCAAAUGCGGCCAAGCCAGUGGCGCCAUACAAUCAAGCAGUUGUUGCUGAUCGCACUGUCUAUGUCUCUGGCUGCUUGGGCCUGGACAAAGAUGCAAAACUGGUAGCCGGCGGUGCAACUGCACAAGCGGAGAUGGCGCUCAAAAAUCUGGAGGCCAUACUUAAGGCAGCUGACUCUGGUGUGGACAAGGUGGUCAAAAAUACGGUGUUCCUGAAAGAUCUAAAUGACUUUGGCGCGGUCAAUGAGGUGUACAAGCGAGUUUUCAAUAAGGAUUUCCCAGCCCGCAGCUGUUUCCAGGUGGCCAAACUGCCAAUGGAUGCGCUUGUGGAAAUUGAAUGCAUUGCAUUGACUGGCGCUGUUCAUACUGUGACUUCAGAUUAGCCAUCAAAUUCAGCUAAAUUGUGAAACAAUAAAAAACCACAUAAACGAAGAAA